Molecule: messenger RNA, 1744 nt
Organism: Trypanosoma cruzi
Lineage: Eukaryota; Euglenozoa; Kinetoplastea; Trypanosomatida; Trypanosomatidae
Product: trans-sialidase, putative
Exons: 1
Biological process (GO): oligosaccharide catabolic process; ganglioside catabolic process
Cellular component (GO): intracellular membrane-bounded organelle; membrane; cytoplasm
Molecular function (GO): exo-alpha-sialidase activity
Source: RefSeq, a predicted model, not a curated record
AUGCUCUCACGUGUUGCUGCUGUGAAGGCACCCCGCACACACAACCGUCGCCGCGUGACCGGAUCCAGCGGAAGGAGGAGGGAAGGAAGAGAGAGUGAGCCGCGGAGGCUCAACAUGUCCCGGCGUGUGUUUACUUCCGCGGUGCUGCUCCUCCUCGUCGUGAUGAUGUGCUGCGCCAUCUGUGGUGGAGCUGCAGCCACUAAUAAGGGGACUUCAACUCAGGGAGCUUUACCGGAGAAAUAUUUUGAUUGGAGAGAUAAAAAAGAAGGAGAAACAGUGAGUUUGCUCCGUGAUCCCAGUCUUGUUGAGGUGAAUGGUGAUGUGUUUGCCGUUGCCGAGGCGCAGUGCACGGAAGCCAGCAAGAGCGGUUUUACUGGGAUUGCCUCGGAGCUCUUGACGUUAACUGAUCAGGAAUCAAAAGAAUUGGGUACAGCCCAAUUGAAGACACAAGUACUGGAGGAAUGUCCUGCCCAAAAUAAGAAUUGUGCCCCCCAUUCAGAAGUUUCGGCUGGUUUUCAGAGUAAGACGAAAGUACAUAUGAGCCGGCCAACAACAGUUGUGAAGGGAAGUGAUAUUCACAUGGUUGCUGGAACCUACAGUUUUGAAGUUACUGAAGGCGUUGAUCAGACAGCUGCAGCAGCUAAAUGGGGGCUUUUGGUGGCGAGCGGCAACGUCAGUGCUGAGGGCAGCGAUAAAAGAAUUUAUUGGAACGACGCUUACGUUAUCCCGUCGACUUAUUUUGAAAAGCAACACGAAUCCUUGACACGGCUGAUUGGUGGCGGUGGAUCGGGUCUUAAGAUGAAGGACGGUACGCUUGUGUUGCCCGUGGAAGGCACGAAGGAUGGAAAGACCGUUUCGCUGAUCAUAUACACAGCCACUGAUGGUGGGAAUCUGUCGAAGGGGAUGUCUGCCGAUGGCUGCAGUGAUCCCUCCGUCGUGGAGUGGGAGAAGGACAAACUCAUGAUGAUGACUGCGUGUGAUGAUGGCCGCCGCAGGGUGUACGAGUCCGGCGACAAGGGGGAGUCGUGGACGGAGGCACUCGGGACACUCUCGCGCGUGUGGGGCAACAAACAAAAGGAAGGUAAGAGACGCGGGAGCGGUUUCAUCACAGCGACGAUUGAGAACAGGGACGUGAUGCUCGUUACUCUGCCGGUGUAUGCCAAAAAGGAGAAAAAUGGAAACAACAAUGGAAAGGGCGUACUCCAUCUUUGGCUGACGGACAAUACGCACAUUGUUGAUGUUGGGCCGGUAUCCGGGGAAGCUGAAGACGUUGCCGCCAGCGCCCUGCUGUACAAAAGUGGUGCAAUUAAAACUGAUAAUGAGAAAAAGGAGGGGUUGAUUGCACUGUACGAGAAGAAGAAGGGCGAUGCGGAAUCAUCACUCGGUAUGGUCUCUGUGCGUCUGACUGCGCAGUUGAAGCGGGUGAAGGAUGUGCUGGCGACCUGGAAGAAAGCGGACGAACGUGUCUCCAAGCUGUGCCUCACUUCACGUGCCACGGUGAGUAAAUCAACUGACACUGCCUGCACUACUGGUAAGAUCACGGCUGGGCUGGUUGGCUUUUUGUCCGGCAACUUCUCUGAUGACACAUGGAGGGAUGAGUACCUCGGGGUGAACGCCCACAGUAAGAAGGGAACGAAUGGGGUGGCAACAGGGUAUGUGGAUGGCGUGAUGUUCCGUGAAACGUGGGCGGAGUGGCCUGUUGGCAGUCAGGGGGAAGAUCAGCUGUACCACUUUGCGAACUACA